Spirodela intermedia is the source of this 762-nucleotide messenger RNA. NCBI's taxonomy places the organism in Eukaryota, Viridiplantae, Streptophyta, Magnoliopsida, Alismatales, Araceae. The record is from the annotation of a GenBank genome assembly.
AUGGCCGCCGGUGGCGAGGCCUCCUCCACCAUCGAGCUCAUCAAGCAGCACCUUUUCGGCGAUUCCCUCCCCUCCCCGCGUGCCCCUCUCGUCCUCUCCGGCGAACCUAUCUUCGAAUCAUUCCCGGAGGGCCACAGAUCCGCCCCCUCCUCCUCCUCCUCCUCCUCAUCCGGGUCCUUGGACUCCCGCCCCUCCCUGCUCAUCGCGAGGCCACGUGCGCCGAACGUCGAGUGGACCGACGCCUCCUCGGCCUCGACGGCGGGGGAUUUCAGGCACUACAGGGGGGUGAGGCAGAGGCCGUGGGGGAAGUACGCAGCGGAGAUUAGGGACCCCAAGCGGCGGGGGUCGCGGGUGUGGCUGGGGACCUACGACUCCCCCGUCGAGGCCGCACGGGCGUACGACCGUGCCGCCUUCCAGAUGAGGGGCAGCAAGGCCAUCCUCAACUUUCCCAACGAGCUGGGCAGGUCCACCGACCAGCCGGCGCCGAUAAGCGAGGGCUACCGCCAGGCGGAGACCGCCAGCCGGUGCUCCAAGAGGGAGAGGUCGCCGGAGUGCCAAGUGGAUUUGGACCAAGUUUUCCGGCCAGCCAAGAGGGAAAGGGGGGAAGACGGCUUGGCGGCGCCGCCUAGCCCACCGCUGACGCCCUCGAGCUGGAGUAGCAUCUGGGGAAGCGGCGAUCCCAUAGGGAUCUUCAGCCUGCCGCCGCUCUCCCCUCUUUCUCCGCACCCGUCGAUGGGCUUCGCCCAAGUCAUGGUGAUCUGA